Dioscorea cayenensis subsp. rotundata (Guinea yam) is the source of this 1754-nucleotide messenger RNA. RefSeq lists its product as uncharacterized. Gene Ontology annotation, molecular function: RNA binding. NCBI's taxonomy places the organism in Eukaryota, Viridiplantae, Streptophyta, Magnoliopsida, Dioscoreales, Dioscoreaceae. Gene Ontology annotation, biological process: DNA alkylation repair; regulation of DNA-templated transcription. The record is from RefSeq and is a predicted model, not a curated record. Gene Ontology annotation, cellular component: nucleus.
CCAGUGCUAUAUUCCAUAUUCCGCACGUGCGCGGCACGCGCCAUCAGAGCUGCGAGAUGAUCCCUGUCCGGGCUUUCUCCAGAGCUCAUCUUGUAUGGAAAUCCGUAUUCUGGCCGAAUCCUCUGUCUGCUCCUGCAUGCUAUUUCCAGACGGGAAGGACCAAGCCUGACCCAAAUACAAUGGACGAUCGCAAGAAGCGGAAAUCAUCAGUUUUACCUGUAUGGAGACCUGUCUCCACAAAAUCGGGAACCACUGCCUCUAAAGUUGAGAAUUUGCCCAAAGACCUUGGUUGUGGAAGUGGCUCUGGUUUUGAUCUGGAGCUCAAAGAGGAAGUUAUGGAGGAGACAUUGAUUGUGCAGGGUUCUGAGUUGACCAAUGAAGUUGGAAAAGUAUCUGCUUCUAUUCCGGUUGAAGCUUCUUUGAUUCGUUUUGUUAAUGGAAAAGGGGAAUCCACACGGAGACAAAUUGAAGAAGAAACAGGAGUAAAGCUUAUCCUCCCUUUUGCAUCAUCCGAGGACACUUGUGUUGUUAUUGAGGGCAAUUCUAUUGAAAGUGUGAAUAAAGCUGCUGCAAAAAUUAAAAGUGUAAUCGAAGAGGCAAUUAAAAGCCCCAGCCUUGAUUAUUCUCACUUUAUAUCUCUUCCACUGGCUAUCCAUCCUGAAUUGGUAGACAAACUUCACAGCUUUCAGAAUACUAUUCUAGGUUAUUCUGGUUUGACGUUCCAUGGGAACUCCGACAAUGAUCCUGAGGGAAAUAGUUCAGAUGAUAAAGAUGAUGUGGAUGAACAAUUGGAAAAUCAGAAUGUUGAGGUUAAGCUUGAAGUCCAAGACAACCGAGAACAUGUGAGAGUGCAGAUAGAUGCUCCACUUGCCAAUUAUGAUGCUACAGAAAAAUCAAGACUUCAAAUUUUGUCAGAUUUGGGAAUUGAUAGUUCAAUCUUUAUCAAACCAAAAACAUUUCACUUAACUGUUCUUAUGCUGAAAUUAUGGAACAAAGAACGGAUAGCAGCAGCUACUGAAGUUUUGCAGAAUAUCUCUUCAAAAGUAUAUGAUGCUUUGGAAAAUCGGCCUGUUUCUGUUAGACUUAAAGGACUUGAAUGCAUGAGAGGGUCGCCAGCUAAGGCCCGUGUUGUUUAUGCACCAGUCGAGGAAAUCGGUGGAGAGGGACGAUUGUUACGAGCUUGUCAAGUAAUUAUCAAAGCUUAUAAAGAAGCAGGUCUUGUUCUCGAUAAGGAUGCGCAGCAACCACCGAAGCUGCAUGCCACAUUGAUGAAUGCAAGGCACCGGAAAUGGUCACUGAAGAAGAAGAAAAAGUAUAAAGGCUCUGAUUCAUUUGACGCUCGUGGCGUCUUCCUAAGAUUCGGGUCCGAAAACUGGGGAGACUAUCUCAUUCGGGAAGCACAUCUUUCUCAGAGAUUCAAGUUCAGUGAAACUGGAUAUUAUCAUUGCUGCACUUCGAUCCCCUUCCCCGAAACUAUGCAGGUUGAUUGAUUUCUCUGUGCUUUGUUUCGAUCAUCAAGAAGGCAUAUUGUUAGCUAAUCUCUCGUAUAAUAUCAUCAAGAUGUUCAAGCCGAACUAAUCGAGAUGCUUUCCCGACAAUCUUGUUGUACAUAAUCUCUUUGCUGCUUAUGGUGCCAAUGCAAACUUUGGACAAUUUGUUUGGCAUUUGUAUUUUUAGUAUCAAAAACUAAUUUGCUUUCCAUAUGACAUUUGCUUUGCAGUGUUAUUGGCAGUCUAAUAUUCUCAUUCCUGUCU